This is a messenger RNA of Sphenostylis stenocarpa, 789 nucleotides long. NCBI's taxonomy places the organism in Eukaryota, Viridiplantae, Streptophyta, Magnoliopsida, Fabales, Fabaceae. The record is from the annotation of a GenBank genome assembly.
AUGGAUCAUAACCAGUCUGUAAUCAAUGCUAUGAAUAUGAACGGACGAAUGUACAAAGCCUACAGAAGUGAAUUGGGUGGUUCAGGGUCAGAAAGUGGAUGUCUUCGUACCAUUGUACAUGUCAUGCAUUCUUCCGAUGUCUUUUUCUUUCAAGCCUGUAAAGCUCAACUCGUUUUCGCGGAUUAUUACGUUCGCAACCCUUUUCUCAAAUGUCAAGUUUUCAGCGAAUCGGGAGUGGCGGAGUUUAUUUCGGCGAUGGCGGCGGGGUGGAACGCGCAGCUUAUAGUGGAGACGUGGUCGCAGGGAGGACCUAUUGCCACCAGCGUCGGACUAGCCGUGGCGCGGUCGCACACGGGCGGACGGCACGUGUGCGUGGUUAUCGAUGAGCGGGCAAGGUCGGAGUACAAGGAGAGAAUGGGCGAGGCGGGCGUGGCAGCGGAGGUCAUGGUGGGGGAGGCGGAGGAGGUGAUGGGGGGCUUGGUCGGGGUGGACUUCAUGGUGGUGGAUUCUCGGAGGAAGGACUUUUCACGCGUGCUGAGGCUCGCAAAGUUGAGUGACAAGGGGGCUGUGUUGCUCUGCAAGAACGCGAACUCAACCUCCAAGGGUUUCAAAUGGCGGAGCCUGUUGGCGCAGGGUUCUUCGCGGCGCGUGGUUCGUUCGGCGUUUCUUCCCGUGGGGAAAGGACUCGACAUGGCUCAUGUGUCUGCCUCUGGUGGUAGUAGCACGAGACGUAGAUGGAUUAAGCAUGUUGAUCAACGAUCAGGGGACGUGCAUUUCAUUCGGAGAUGA